Messenger RNA from Glarea lozoyensis ATCC 20868, 558 nucleotides. RefSeq lists its product as uncharacterized. The coding region runs from base 1 to 558 and encodes 185 amino acids. The record is from RefSeq and is a predicted model, not a curated record. NCBI's taxonomy places the organism in Eukaryota, Fungi, Ascomycota, Leotiomycetes, Helotiales, Helotiaceae. The transcript has a single exon.
AUGUCUUGCUUUCCUCUACUCUCAUACCAAACAUGUAUCGAUUCUCAGGUCUAUUUCCAGUUCUACAAUAAUGCAAGAGCCAUUCCACCUGCUGACAUGAAGACAAGGUAUCCUACUAGCGAACCUGCGAUGCUCAUUUCCUUGUUGGCAGCACUGGCCUGGAUAGGUUUUGCGGUAGAGCUUGCCGCGGCACCAGAAGAUGUUGCAUUUGCCGGCUUGCUGGUUGUAGUACUGGAGGUAGUAGAGACCUUAAUGGUUGAAGAGACUGCUGUGACAAUAGCGGUGGUAGAAGCGUUUGCAGCCUUUGAGGAGGAGAUGCUGGUGCUUAGGGACGAGGAGGAAGCACGGGUGGAGGAGGAGGAGACCGAUGCUACGGAUACGGACGAAGCUUUGCUGGACGAGGAAGAUAGAGCUGUUGUUGUCGAGGCAGCACGAGUAGAUGACUUUGAUAUGUUAGCUAGUGCACAAGCAAAGACUGGAUUUCGAAGGGGGAGAUCAACUUACCGUGGUGCUUUGACCUGUAGCAAUAGCGGCUACGCAAACAACGAGGAGAGAUGA